Menidia menidia (Atlantic silverside) is the source of this 825-nucleotide messenger RNA. NCBI's taxonomy places the organism in Eukaryota, Metazoa, Chordata, Actinopteri, Atheriniformes, Atherinopsidae. The record is from the annotation of a GenBank genome assembly.
UCGUUAUUAUAAUAUAUUAUCAAGUCUAUGGUUUAUUAGAAAUAUUGUUAGGAGUGGCCUCACGUGCCCUCCUGUCGCAACGAUGACAGACUGCGUGGAAAUGGGUGACUCUAGAGGUCGCUGUAACUUUUUGAUGUUUUAUAACAAAAGAAGAAGUAGCAAAGACCCGGAUGAAGGGUGCAUAUUCAGGAAACGGGCCUUUCUUCGCCCUUUUCCCUAGGAGCUAACCACGUUGGUGGAGUUCGUUCCUGGCUCACCGCUGUUCGCUUGAAUAUCUUCCGAAUAAGUCGGUCAGGAAUAUUAACAAUGGCUUUCAAAGAUACUGGUAAGGCACCUGUUGAGACUGAGGUUGCCAUUCACCGCAUCCGCAUCACCCUCACCAGCCGCAAUGUCAAAUCUCUGGAGAAGGUAUGUGCUGACCUGAUCCGUGGGGCUAAGGAGAAGAACCUGAAGGUGAAGGGACCAGUCCGCAUGCCAACCAAGACUCUGCGCAUCACCACCAGAAAGACUCCCUGCGGUGAAGGGUCCAAAACCUGGGAUCGCUUCCAGAUGAGGAUCCACAAGCGCCUAAUUGAUCUGCACAGCCCAUCUGAGAUCGUCAAGCAGAUCACCUCCAUCAGCAUCGAACCGGGUGUUGAGGUGGAAGUCACCAUCGCAGACGCAUAAGCACUGCAGAUUUUUCAAUAAAGAAAAGGAAAAAGUACACUGUUGUGGUUCUUUUGUUUGUAAACCUUUGGCCAAAAUAUAGGAGGCUAUUAAAAGAAAGAUGGUGGGCCGGUCUGGAUGCAAUCAACCUGUGAAGUUCCAUCACUAUCGAGUUUAACC